Messenger RNA from Enterobius vermicularis (human pinworm), 4395 nucleotides. The record is from the annotation of a GenBank genome assembly. NCBI's taxonomy places the organism in Eukaryota, Metazoa, Nematoda, Chromadorea, Rhabditida, Oxyuridae.
AUGCCAGACAAAGGUAACGACAAAAAUCAGCAGAUUCGCAUCGUCACUCUCAGCAACGGGGAACACCGAGAUUCCGUGGUUAUCAGGCUUCAUAAAGGAUGGAUUGUUCGUUUUAUGAGAGGAGGAAAUCUGCUCGGAAAAGAUGUGCAAGUUUUUACGUCAAUAUCUGGUGAAAUUCCGUGGAACGACGAACCAGAUGAUUUGGCUGCUUAUGCGGAAAUCCAGUGUACCCGCGCUGGAGCAUUUUCUUACCAUUUCUACGUUAACGGCAAAAAAGACACCCCAGCAGGUAGCGGUUAUCUGCAAGUUUUGCCGGAACUUGAAGCAUCUGGUAAACCGCUGCCGCUAGAUGCCAUCAUCUGCCAAACGCAUUUAAGUAAGCUUCUUGGUACUUUGCCGGAAUGGGAGGAUCGUUUACUUGUUGCUAAAGAAUCUGGGUAUAAUAUGAUACACUUUACACCAAUUCAUACUUUGGGCAUAUCUAAUAGCAGUUAUUGUAUAGCUAACCAGCUUGAGCUGAAUCCAGCAUUCAGUACACCGGAGCGGAAAUACACUUUAGAUGAUGUACAAGCUUUAACAACUAAGCUGUCAAAUGAGUGGGGCAUGUUAUCCAUUCAGGAUGUUGUUUGGAAUCAUACAGCGAAGAACUCUCCUUGGUUGAUGGAACAUCCAGAGUGUGCCUACAACUGCAAAAAUUCUCCCCAUUUACGUCCGGCUUACGUAGUUGAUCGACUGUUGCACCACUUCAGCAAAGAAAUUGCUGCUGGUGUUUGGGAGCAUCGUUCUUUACCUCCAGUUAUUGAAACUGACCAGCAUAUUGAGGCUCUGAAUUCUAUUCUGAGGAAUGAAGUGUACCCGAAAGCGCGCCUUUCAGAAUUCUUCAUGGUUAAUGUUGAAGAGCUCUGCACUGAAUUUGAAAAGAUUGUUAAAGGCGGCGUUUCUCCGAAAAUUGUGGAUCAGUGUUUGAAAUCUGAGCCGGGUAAAGACUGGAAGAGAUUUGGUUUUGUCGUAGAUAUGAAUGAAGCAUCAAAAAUUUUCAAUCGACACCGUGGUGAUGCAGCGAAUGAAGAAGAUCGUCAAUAUAAAUGUUUAAACGCCUUUCGCGACCAUCUUCUAUUUUUGAAUAAACAAGCCGAAGAAACGGCUAAUAUUAUAAUUGAUGCAGGGACGAAUGCUGUACUUGGUCAUGUUUCUUACGAGAGAGUCAAUCCAGCGGGGCCGAAAAGAAAGGUGUUAACGGAAGACUUCCCCCUUGUGACCCGCUACUUCUUACAUCCUUUCCCAUCUGAUUCAUGGGAGGAGGAUGAAAAGUGCGCUUAUGAUGACACAAAGUCAGCCUCUCUAAUGGCAUGUAAUGGGUGGGUCAUGAACGACGACCCUUUAAAGAAUUUUGCUUUGUAUCCUUCUGAGAAGCCAGAAGACUGUCCAUUUUUAUGGGACCAAAUGACGAAGUACAGCCAGAGCUGUGCUAGGAUUUUCCAUGGUGUUCGUAUCGAUAAUUGCCAUAGCACUCCUAUUCACGUCGCUGAAUAUCUGUUAAAAGCUGCAAGAGAGAUACGGCCAGAUCUUUAUGUUGUAGCGGAGUUAUUCACGGGUAGUGAAAAUCUUGACAAUAUUUUUGUCAAUCGUCUUGGUAUAACAUCUCUGAUUAGAGAAGCACAGAAUGGCUUCGACAGUCACGAGCAAGGGCGUUUCGUUUACCGUUAUGGCGGCGAUGUAGUUGGUGCAUUCAUCCAAACAAAUGUUCAACAUGCAACACCGUGUGUCGCCCACGCCUUGUUUUAUGACCAAACUCAUGAUAAUCCCUCUCCAAUACAGAAAAGAUCAGUAUAUGACGUCUUACCAACUGCUGCAAUGGUUGCAAUGGCAAGCUGUGCGAAUGGUUCUACUCGCGGCUAUGAUGAACUUAUACCUUCUGCCCUAAGUGUUGUAACUGAAAAUCGUCCGUAUCGCAGGUGGAGUGAACUAAGUAAAAGCUCAGGAAUAAUUGGGGCAAGGGAAGUGGUAAAUAAGCUACACGCCUGGUUAGCACUUAACGGGUACACGCAGGUAUUCGUUGACCAAAUGAACUUCGAUAUCGUUGCUGUAACUAGACAUAAUCCUGUAACUCACGAGACCGUUAUUUUAGUUGCACAUACUGCUUUUAGUAAAGAAUGUAUUUGUUUGGAUAGACCACCGGUUAGAGACGUUUACUUCAGAGGUCGUCUGGAAGAAAUUCUUUUUGAAGCUCACCUUCACAAAGCACCUGAAGAGAGCCCCUCCGAUGAUGAGUCAAAAAUAACUGGUUUGAGCGGUUAUAAGUUUACACUAAAGGAACACUUGAUGCCUGAAGACUCCGAACUUGUUAAAGUUCACGGUUUAAAAGACGGCCAUGUAGAGCUUUCUCACUUCCCUUCAAGUUCUGUUGUUGCCUUCAAGAUUUCACCACUGGACAAUGCUCAGCAAAAUAUAACGAAAAUUAGGAAGCUCAUAAAUGGCGAAGACGUCGAGGCUGAUUCAGUUUUGCAUAAAUGUUUGGAAGGUAUGUCACUGCAGUCUUACAACAGAGUUUUGUUCCGCUGUGAAACAGAAGAAAGAGAUGAUUAUGGGGACGGAACAUACAAUAUACCAAAUUUUGGCAACCUUGUUUACUGUGGCCUUCAGGGUAUAAGACCACUAUUAAAGGCAAUUCGUUUAAACAACGACUUGGGACAUCCUGUAUGCGGAAACCUCCGUGAUGGGACGUGGAUGUGCGACUACAUCGUCGGUUAUUUGAAGAAAUGUGAUGGCACUAGAGAACUAGGGUGUAUAGUGGAAAAGAUGUUCAUGCCAUUGAAAGAUCUUCAACACUAUUUAAGACCUUGCUACUUUGAAGCAAUCUUAUCACACAUUUUCUCUAGCGUUCGCCAUCACCUAGAAAAAAAAUUGAACCCGUCUCUUAUGUCCGCAUCAGAACUAGUCCGAGGUUUGGCACUCUCUUCAGUUUCGUUCCUUGGUGCCGUUAACUCUGCUAAAUUACCACCCCUCAGCAAGUCAAUCGCCUUGGAAGACCGGAUGCCGUCUUCACUUUCUGCUGGACUUCCCCACUUUACAACUGGAAUUUGGCGAAACUGGGGAAGAGAUACUUUCAUUGCCCUUCCAGGAUGUCUCCUAGUGACUGGUCGUUACUAUGAUGCCAGAUGUUUGAUACUUUCUUACGCUGGAACUUUGCGGCACGGCCUAAUACCCAAUCUCUUGGCUGAAGGUAUAGGACCAAGAUAUAACUGUCGAGAUGCUGUAUGGUUCUGGUUACACGCCAUUGUGAAAUAUGUAGAAAUGGCUCCACUGGGUGAAAAAAUUCUUACUGAAGAGGUCCUGAGAUUAUAUCCGACUGAUGACACUCAAUAUGGUGACAAUCAAAAGAUCGAGCUGCUGCAAGAAACAAUGUAUGAAGCAUUACAGCGUCAUUUCCAUGGGAUUCAGUUUACUGAAAGAAAUGCAGGACACAGUAUCGACGAACACAUGAAGGAGCCGGGUUUCAACAUAAAUGCCUACAUUGAUCGUAACACUGGCUUCGUUUGUGGAGGAAAUAGCUUUAACUGCGGCACAUGGAUGGACAAGAUGGGCAGUUCUGAAAAAGCAGGUAAUCGCGGUUAUCCUGCAACUCCACGAGAUGGUGCCGCUGUAGAGCUUCAGGGAUUGGCUUACGCAGUUUUACUAAAGCUUCAUGAAAUGAGUAAUAAGGGUAUUUAUCCCUAUCAAGGAGUUUCGGAUGAAGGUGUAUCUUGGAAAUGGAGUGAGUGGGCAGAACGUAUAAAGGAAAAUUUUGAGAAGCAUUUUUACGUUGACGACAAUGAUCACUCUCCAAGCGUCAAUCGCCGUCAUAUUAUAAAAGACAGCGUAGGAAGUUCAAAUGUUUACACCGAUUACCAACUGAGGCCAAACUUUGCGAUUACCUUAGCAGUGGCUCCAAAGCUCGUAACACCCAGGAAGGCGUGGAAAGCAAUAUGUCUUGCGGAAGAGGUUUUAAUGGGCCCGCUCGGUAUAAAAACUUUAGACCCAACUGACUGGGCCUACAACGGAUUCUAUGACAACAGUAAUGAUGGCUAUGAUAAGGCCGUAGCUCAAGGAUGGAACUACCACCAAGGACCAGAGUGGCUGUGGGUUGCCGCGUACUUCUUACGGGCCAAAAUUGUGGUAGCAAAGGAGCUUGGUGAUCACAACAUUUACGACUCAGCCCUGAGAAGUGUACGAGCUCGGAUGGGGGCUUACUGGGAACACUUGCAAAGAUCACCAUGGCAGUCACUUCCAGAGCUGACAAAUCAGAAUGGAAGUUUUUGCAGCGGUUCGUGCACAGCGCAAGCGUGGACCAUCGGCUGUUUAUUAGAAACUGUUAAUGAGCUGUAUAACUACCAUAUGAGUUCCAGUAGAAUAUAA